Messenger RNA from Pichia membranifaciens NRRL Y-2026, 2060 nucleotides. RefSeq lists its product as hypothetical. The record is from RefSeq and is a predicted model, not a curated record. Lineage: Eukaryota; Fungi; Ascomycota; Pichiomycetes; Pichiales; Pichiaceae. Gene Ontology annotation, molecular function: NAD+ binding. Bases 7 to 1905 code for a protein of 632 amino acids. The transcript has a single exon.
ACAGCGAUGGAGGCCGUGCUGCAGGAGAAAAUGGAAGAUCCCGAGAAUGGACGGGCGCUGAAAAGAGAGCUCGAGAGUCCCGGCUCAAGCUCCGAGAGAAACGUCGUAGAGAGCAGUUCCAGUGGAAGUGCAACACCGACGUCAGAGAAGAGGUCCAGUGCGGAACGACAGGGCGCCAAACGGCAACAUACAUCACUAAACCCGGAGGAAGGCAUCUCCGUGGGCGACGCCACAAACACGGUCUUUCCAAGUGAUGUGGAUGAGAAUGCAGUACUGGAGUUCGAGAACGCCGAGGGUGAAAGAGUGAAGCUAGAAGUGAUUGACAGCUCGAGUUCGGCGUCUGGUUCAGAGGACGAUGAGGAGGAGAACGGCAAGAGCGGCAGCAGCGGCGGCGGCAAAGAAAGUGUUCCGGCAGACCAGGAGUACGAAAAUGAUUCCUCGGACUAUGAGUCCGAGGGGAACGAGAGCGAUAUCAGCGAGUUUCAGUUCGAAGAGUCCACCUCUGCCGAAGAUGAGCUCGGGUUCGACUUGUACGAUCCAGACAUCGAGCUCCCGCCGCUUGGACAGAUCAAGGUGACGAAAAAGACGUGCUCUCAGGUACGGAAGUAUCUCAAAAGCGAAGGUCACGUUGCCUUUCUAGACCUGUUCCUCCCGUCUGGCCCCACUCCUGAAGACAUCAUCACGCUCACCAGGCUCCUGGGCUUCGAGCCAAAAAGGCUGAACAGAAUAUAUGCAUCGUCAUCAAACCCACUGCACUCGGCUAUUUUUUUCCUUCGAGAAGCCAUCAACCGAGUGCUGAAGUCGAGAACCCGUCUACAAGACUUUUACACUAUCCAGAACGUGUGCGAUGCCCUAAACAAAGCAGAAAACGUGCUUGUUUUAACGGGCGCCGGCAUCUCCACGUCUUUAGGAAUACCCGACUUCAGGUCGUCGCAAGGUUUUUAUUCGAAGAUGAAGAACUUGGGACUAGACGAUCCCCAGGAUGUCUUCAGUCUUGAACUGUUCAGAAGAGAUCCUUCUGUAUUCUACUCAAUAGCAUACAUGAUCCUACCACCGGAACAUUCAUUUACGCCUCUACAUGGUUUCAUCAAAUUGUUGCAGGACAAGGGGAAACUAUUAAGAAACUAUACCCAAAACAUCGAUAACCUCGAGGCCAACGCUGGAGUUACCCCAGAAAAGCUGGUACAAUGCCAUGGCUCCUUUGCAACUGCAAGUUGUGUCACCUGUAAGUACAAAAUACCUGGUGAGACUCUGUAUCCAAACCUAAGAUCCAAGAAGAUAGCUUAUUGUCCAUUUUGUGAAAAUGAAAGGAAAAACAUGCAAAGAAAGUUUGAAAAACUAGAAGACGAAGGCGGAUUUUCUUCGAGGUACAACGACAUCGAAUCUUUUGGGGUCAUGAAACCAGAUAUCACAUUUUUUGGCGAGAACUUGCCUGACAGAUAUCACAAUACAAUUAAAGAAGACGUCAGGAAAUGCGACUUGUUGAUUUGCAUCGGAACCUCCUUGAAAGUUGCACCAGUGAGCGAGAUAGUCAACAGGGUCCCCAACGAGGUACCUCAGAUCUUGAUAAACCGAGAUCCAAUAAAUCACUGUGAGUUUGACGUCGAACUGUUAGGAUAUUGUGACCAAGCGAUAACCUGGCUCUGUGGAGACAAGAUCGAAUGGGAAAUCAAACACAAGGACUUUGAGCAGAUUCUACACUCAGGUUUAGAGCUUCAGGUGUUGGACGAGGAGUUCGGAAGGUACAGAAUCACAGACGCUAACGAGCGUGUGCAACUCUCUCUCAAGAAACUCGAAGCAGCGAAAGCCGAGGCUAAGUUAAAAGAGGAAGAAUCUCUUCUAAUCCCAGACGACCAAAUUGACAUCAAAGCGGAGGUGUCAGAGGAAUCAGAGGUCGUCGCCUAGGAUGCUCCUCCUAGCCGCAUCCCCCAUCGUGACAGACAGGGGUAAAUAGAUCAGUAGUUGGGUUGAAUACUAAGCUUGUAUGAAAUAAUAAAAUUAUUCGCUCUUUCUAAUGUUUUGUGUUUACCGGCUCUCGGCGAGCUGUUCCGCAGUGAGCU